GAAGGAUUUAAGAACUGGGAGUUUAUGACCGUCCAUUGCUGGGGAGAAAAAGCGGAAGGUGAAUGGAUGCUGGAAAUUCAUGACAUCCCAUCCCAGUUGCGCAAUCCAGAGACUCAAGGGAAGCUGAAGGAAUGGACGCUGAUUCUUUACGGCACAACUGAGCACCCGUUCAAUGCUAUCAGUUUCCAUCACUCAAGGUCCAAAGCCCUGGAUUUAUCUGCAGCUGAUCAGGAGCCUUCCAAAUCUGGCAUCUUCCAGAAUCCCCUAGAGUUUGAGGAAGAAGACGAGUAUUCAGGUCCGUGCCACGCAGAGUGUGGAGACAGAGGAUGUGACGGGCCCGGCGCCGAUCAG
Molecule: messenger RNA, 351 nt
Organism: Staurois parvus
Lineage: Eukaryota; Metazoa; Chordata; Amphibia; Anura; Ranidae
Source: the annotation of a GenBank genome assembly